Hirundo rustica (Barn swallow) is the source of this 629-nucleotide messenger RNA. Its product is annotated as vasotocin-neurophysin VT-like. The record is from RefSeq and is a predicted model, not a curated record. Gene Ontology annotation, molecular function: neurohypophyseal hormone activity. NCBI's taxonomy places the organism in Eukaryota, Metazoa, Chordata, Aves, Passeriformes, Hirundinidae. Gene Ontology annotation, cellular component: extracellular region; secretory granule. The transcript is spliced from 3 exons. The coding region runs from base 46 to 537 and encodes 163 amino acids.
CAGCUGGAGCAGCUUCCCCUGGCACGGCCGCGGGCACCUCGCACCAUGGCAGAGCCUUCGCUGCCCCUCUCCUUCCUCUGCCUCCUCGCCCUCUCCUCCGCCUGCUACAUCCAGAACUGCCCCCGGGGCGGGAAGCGGGCGCUGGCCGACACCGCUCUGCGACAGUGCAUGCCCUGCGGCCCCGGCAACAGAGGGAACUGCUUCGGGCCCGGCAUCUGCUGCGGCGCGGAGCUGGGCUGUUACCUGGGCACGGCGGAGACGCGGCGCUGCGCGCAGGAGGAUCUGCUGCCCUCGCCGUGCCAGGCGGGCGGGCAGCCCUGCGGAGCCGGGGGCUCCUGCGCCGCGCCCGGCAUCUGCUGCACCGCCGAGACGUGCGCCGUGGACAGCGGCUGCCUGGACGAGGGCAGCGACGGCGCUCAGGAGGAGGCGGAGGAGAAGAACCUGACGGUGCUGGAUGGCUCGGCCGGAGAUCUGCUCCUCAAGCUCAUGCACUUGGCAAACCGGCAGCAGCAGCAGGGCAAGCACCCCCUGCUCUGAGCCAGGGCUUGGGGAGCCCCCCCUGCCCUGAGCGACCCUCCCCAGCCCGGUUCUGUACAUAGGAGACCCAAUAAAAGUCCUCGUGCACUGUG